Messenger RNA from Mesorhabditis spiculigera, 477 nucleotides. The record is from the annotation of a GenBank genome assembly. Lineage: Eukaryota; Metazoa; Nematoda; Chromadorea; Rhabditida; Rhabditidae.
AUGAAGCUUGCUCUACGAUUUUACUAUUGCUUCGCUACUGGAGGUCGUCAGAGCCUGUUAAGCGGAUCGUGCAACCCGCCGAUUGCGGAUAUGCUCGAAUCGGCGGGUUUCUUGGCGUUGUGUGGAUUUGUCUCGAUGAUGACGCUCUAUUCAAAGGAGAAGAAUAGAGAAAUUUUGAUAUUUGAUGAUGAUCAGCGUCACAAUGUCAAGGAUUUCCGGGUGCUAAUUGCCCUCGUCAUUUGCUAUACUAUGCACGUGGCUCGGCAACUGAUUUCGGAUUCCACCCGUGACACCAUCAUUUCGAUUCACACGUUCAGCGCGUCCUUGCGAACCUACACCCUACUUAUAUUCGCUACCGUAACCCCCUGGGCGCUCACUAUAUUCCAUCGAACAAUCCGACAACGCCUGUUUGAUUUGAAAUGCUCGAAAAAGGUCGGAAUCCCCGGUGGCUUUGUGAGAAUCGACGCACCGGCAUUU